Messenger RNA from Naegleria lovaniensis, 2265 nucleotides. RefSeq lists its product as uncharacterized. The transcript has a single exon. The coding region runs from base 1 to 2265 and encodes 754 amino acids. Lineage: Eukaryota; Heterolobosea; Eutetramitea; Acrasida; Naegleriidae. The record is from RefSeq and is a predicted model, not a curated record.
AUGGACGAAUACAAGCUCAUGAUUGAAGAGAAGAAGAGGCUCAUGAGGGAAAACAAUGAGCUCCAUCAAAUGAUGAUUAAACGAGAAGAGACCUACAGAAGCCAAUCUCAACAGCUCAUGGAACAAAUUCGAAAUCUUCAACAACAAAAUCAAAACAUAUUGUUUGCUAAACAACAAGUAGAGGCUCGGAAUAUGGAAAUUGAACAAACUUGUGAUGAUUUGAAAGAACGAUUGGAGAACUAUUUAGCUAAAACAAAUGUAUGGUAUUCUCAUUCGGGAACUUCAAACAAAGAAACAGAUUCCGCCUAUCGACGAGAACGAAUGGAGAGUAAAUUCUCGGAAUAUCUCAAACAAGUUGAGAUGCCUCAAUUCCAAACGAAUGGAUUAAAAUCUCAAAUGUUUGAUCUAAUGAAGAUUACUGAAACACAGAAUGAGCAGUUGCGAAGGGAAAACGAUAAACUCAACCAAGCUUUAAAACAAUUACAAGAAACAAAAGUGAAUACCCUAACACAGGAAAACGAUAGACUUCUGAGAGAAAUAGAUAGGUUAUCAAAACUGGUCAACGAACGAGGAGGAAGGACUGUUGACGUUAUCAAAUCAGAAAGAGAAUACGAGUCGGGUAUGAAUACAAUUGAAAACUUAACGGAACAAAUUGAAUUUUUAAGGUCACAACUAGAGACAGCUCAUGACAUUAGGCUUGAAAACGAGAAGCUCAUGAAACUGGAAAAGGAGAACAAGGAUCUGCGGAAUCAAAUCAAUCAAUUAACCUCAGAAAGGAACGCAUUGCUUCAAGAUCUAGGAGAAACUAAGAGAACCUUUGUGGAUAUAAGCAAGCAUACGCGACAUAACGAUGAAGCAGUACAAUCCCUUAAAGACCAACUCACACAAUCUCAACAAAUGAUAGCUCAAAAGGAAGGAGACAUUUCCAAGUUGAAAAUAUUGGCAAAGAAUUUAAGCAGCACCAUCGACUCUUUGCAACAAGAAGUUCAAAAAUUAAACGGAAGAACCAACGAGGCCACCUCUUUGGAGCAGGAACAACGACUGAAAAUUGCAAACCUUGAGAAGACAAUAUCUCAACAUGAAGAACAUAUUGGUAAACUUAGAAGUAUUAUCAAAGAUAUGGACUCGAACAAAGAUUCGUUAAGUAUGGAACUUGAUGAAAAGGAUGAGCUUAUUUCAUCUCUCCAAAAGAAGUUGUCUGAUGUUACUAACGAGCUAGCAGAAUACAAAGCAAAAUCUAACCAAUUGGAUCUAACUGUUCAACAACAAUUACAACAGCUCAAAGAAAAAGAGAGAGCUGUCACAAAUAUGAAGGAACAAACAGAACUCCUUCAGAAAGAAUAUAAUAGGAUCAAAACGGAUUUUGAAUUUAAAUCGAAAGAGAUUGUUCACGCAGGUGAAGAUAUUAAACAAAUUACGGGAGAGAACCAAUAUCUUCAUGGACAGUUAAAUAAGGCAAUCGAGGAAAGAGAUAAACUACGACUGAAAUUGGAGGAGGUGACGUCAGAAUUUGUAAAUAUGGAACACCGUUUGAAAGCCAAAGACCAUGAACUCGAAGACAUUUUAUUCAAUUACAAGUCUCUCAAUAAGGAGCAUCUAAUGAUCAAAGAUAAAUUCGAAGAAUUAUCUAGAGAGUUAGGAGACGCAAGAACGAAAUUAGAUCUUAAAAACAAUGAAAUGGCUCACCUGUCAAAUAGAUCAAAAAAACUAGACGAUGAAAAUCAAAAAUUCUUGAUCCAAUUGAAAAACGCUCAGCAACAAAUCGAUCAACUCUCAAGCCAGUUGCACUCAAAGACUGUUUCACUUGUAGAGCUUGAUCGAGAGAAGGAAAUGCUAUUGAAAAAACUCUCAACAGCUCAACACGUGACGAUUGACCUGCAAGAUCUGAACACAACCAUGAGAAGACAAGUGGGUGUGUUGCAGACAGAAAAUGAACACUACAAGAAACAGUUAUCGGAACUUCAACUCACGAAGGAACAAUUGGCUAAGGCCCUCGCUAACGAACAAGUGAAAAGAAAUCAAAGUGCAGAAACAGAAAAGAGGAUGAUAGAAAUGGAUCACGAAAUACAUAUUCUAAGGAAACGAUUGGAAGAAAAAGAACAGUUGUUACUUCAUGAAAGCGAAACCCAAACUCGUCUGAGGCAACGUGAAAAGAAUUUGAAGCAUGAAAUUCAACGUAUGCAAGUGUUACUUCAACAAAUGGACAUGGAUAGGGAGCGAAUACAAGAAGAACUCAAUGGAUUCUACAAGAACAAUGUAAAAUAA